Molecule: messenger RNA, 3819 nt
Organism: Drosophila bipectinata
Lineage: Eukaryota; Metazoa; Arthropoda; Insecta; Diptera; Drosophilidae
Gene: SREBP
Product: Sterol regulatory element binding protein
Biological process (GO): regulation of transcription by RNA polymerase II
Cellular component (GO): nucleus
Molecular function (GO): RNA polymerase II cis-regulatory region sequence-specific DNA binding; DNA-binding transcription factor activity, RNA polymerase II-specific; protein dimerization activity
Source: RefSeq, a predicted model, not a curated record
CUCUAUACCCAGCUGAUUAGCUUAAAGUCCAUAUUUCUGUCGUCGGCUCGAACAUUGUUUAUAAGUUUCUCGAAUAACAUUGAUUGAUAUGAAGAACAACACAACAAUGGAAAGCAACAAAUAUUAAACCAAGCUAUUGCUUAGAAAAGCUAAAACAGCUAGCCCAAAUUUAACAAUAAUAAUGGAUAAGCUUAAAGUGAAUUGAACUGAUUAAACAGAUAAAAAGCAGCGAAAACAUGGACACGAAUUCCAUCGACAUCAUGUCAACCGGUCCCAUGGAAGAAUCCAUGGACAUGGAGUUAUUCAAGGAUGAAGACGCCUUCGAUAUGAUCAAUGAGGUCCUGCAUUUGGACAUGUUGGACAGCAUUUUGGACGAGAUGCCCCUCCUACUGCAGACGGAGGACCCAAUGCUAAAGCCCGUAGAGCGGCCUCAUGUAAAAAGCGAGCAUUAUUCUCCAGUUCACGUCAAGGAGGAGAUGUUGCAACAGGCUUCAUUGCCACUCUACAACCCGGAUCCCUUGAUGGGAUCAAACUACAAACUACCCCAACAACAGCCUCAGCCGCCACCACCGCAGCAUGUGGUCAUGCAACCCACGGCUACCAUCCACCACAUGGACGCCCAAAGGAUGCCUCCGAGUGCCCCGCUCUACUCCCCCUCUCUCGGCAAUGGAUUUGUUUAUCAAACCGUUUCCCCACCCACGCCGCCAGGUGACUCAUCUCCUCAUAACGGAAAUGUCCAAACUAUGCAAACCAUGGCGGGGCAGACGGCUCUGCCGCAUGUAGCACCAACACCACCCUACAUUAUGUGUGCCCAACCCCCUCUAACCCCUGUAGCCGCCAUGCCUGCACUGCUGAAAUCUCCAACAACCCCGAUGGUGGCUAGUCCCAAGACCUCUCCUUCAAUUGCUCCACAACCUAGAAGCAGCAAGGGACGAGUGGCACAGCUGGCCCCAACACCGGCCGCCGCCGCGGGUGAAAUAACCAAUGGCAAAGUGGCCAUCAGUCGAGCCCAGCCGAAGGUAAAGGAGGUGAAGCGCUCGGCUCACAACGCUAUCGAGCGCCGAUACCGCACCUCGAUCAAUGAUAAGAUCACUGAACUUAAAAAUCUAGUGGUUGGAGAACAAGCCAAGUUGAACAAGUCUGCAGUAUUGCGGAAGUCCAUCGACAAGAUCAGGGAUUUGCAACGCCAGACGCACGAGCUGAAGGCGGAAUUGCAACGUCUCCAGCGUGAACUAAUGGCUCGGGAUGGGUCCAAGGUAAAGGACCUCCUUCAAUUAGGCACUCGCCCUGGCCGUGGCUCGAAGAAGCGCCGAGAAAGCUCCCUGACCUCUUCUACGGACGCCGGACUAACGCCUCCGCGUAGCGAUGUUUCCGAUCCAUCCCUGUCACCGCUGCACUCGGACAUCUCAUUGCCGCCAUCGCCAUACAGUGGCUCUACGGCCAGCUGCAGUAGUGGUAGCAGCAGUAAGGACGAACUGGUUGUUGUGCCAAGCUCGAUGCGCGGCAUGGCCACCCAAUCGCGGCUCGGACUUUGCAUGUUCAUGUUUGCCAUUAUGGCGAUCAACCCUUUCAAGACUUUCCUUCAAGGCCGUCAAUUCGGUAGAUUUGGCGACGAUGACUUAGGCGGAGAGCUAAGUGGUCAGCGACGAAGCAUUCUCUCUUACGAUGUGGAUGGCGGCGAUGGUUUUCCUGCUUGGCAACACAGCUCCUUCAUAUGGCUAAUGAACUUGACUCUAAUAAUAGGCUGCUUGGUAAAACUACUGGUCUACGGUGAUCCACAGCUGGACACCCAGUCGGACAUCUACUGGCAGCAUAAGCAACGCGCCGAAGCUCACUUUUCCCAGGGUCAGGCGGCUCAGGCUUAUGCCGGCUAUCUGAAUUGUCUUCACAUGUUUGGACUGAGUUUGCCGGCCACUCGCUUGGAAUGCUACCUUCAGACCACUUGGCAGUUCAUACGCUUUGCUUUUCAUCGCCUUUGGUUGGGUCGUGUGCUGUCCCGUCGGACAGGUGGACUCUUUAGCAACGCGGCAAACAGAAAGCAAGCUCUGGCCUCAGCCCGUGAGCUGGCUCUGCUCUUCAAUCGCCUCAACCAACUGCAACUGACGGGCAAUGGAAAUGGAAGCGGAAAUGGUGUAAUGAUGGCUCUAUACGCCAGCAACAUGGCUGAAGUGGCUCAAAAUCUACUAACGCCACGAGAAACCAUAUGCAUUCACGUGAUGACGGCCCUGCGGAUGAAACGAAGUGCACCCAAGUGGCUGCAACAGCUUUUUGCCCGCUAUUACAUGAGCCGGGCACGACAGGAAUGCGGACGUACGCGAGCCACCGAGCAGACACAGGAACUGCGUUGGGCCUUUACUCUUUACGGCUAUCGCUAUUGCAGCACCCACAUCUUCAAUUACGAUCUGAGUGAAUCCAGCGAACAGGACGACUUUUUCACGAGGCUACGCAACCCGUGCGACCCAACAGCUCACGUUCUAAAGCAAUACCGGGAACAUUUGCUUUUUAAAGCCAUUCAGUGCUUAGUUGGAGCCGGGCACAAGUCAGGUGGUGUACCUGCUUCCUCUGUAGGUGGAGAAGCGGAGCAAUUGCAGCAGCAGCAACAGCACAGUGGUACUAUAGUGAGCAAUGUGCUGAAAUACACAUCACUGCUCCGAGACACUCUCUGGGCUGACGAGGACGAACUCGACACGAAUGUGGUGUGGUGGGCUAACGUCCUGGAGAUUGCAGUUCACUGGCUGUUGGGCGAGGACACACUGGCAGAAAAGCUGUAUGAUGGCAUCAAACAAGUACCAGUCAAGUUCCAGCAGAACAACGAAUCAGAUCACCUUCCCAAGGCACUUCACGCGGUUCUUCGAGCCAAAAUGAUACUGCUGAUGAACAAUGGUAAUAAUCUGGACAAAAGAUUGAAGCAAUCGAUCAACAGCCUCUGCGACGAAUCUAGUGCCCAGUUGCAGGAGUGUUUGACUGUUAAUCGGAUUCAGAAUGCCAAAACCAUAAAGUUGCUGUUUCAAUUGCUCACCUGCGAUUGGCUACUCGAGACACGUACGGCCAUGUGGGAACUUGAACACAUGAAUAUGGAUGACGAUGGCUUUUACCAAGUCCCUGGUGACGAGCUAGAGAAAUUCCAGACCGAUUUAAAUUCGUUGCGCAGCAUUGUUGAAAAUAUACCAAAUGCGCAGUCAAGGAUAUACUUGUACGAAGCUGUUUGCCGGCUAAUGGCCGGGGCCUCGCCCUGUCCCACCCAACAGUUAUUGGACAGAAGCCUACGCUCGCGAUACGCCCACUCGUCCAUCUUCUGUGGAAGCAAGGACCGGCGUCAACAAAACUUCGAAGGCGGCGAACGAGAACGGGCUGCUGCAAUGUAUGUAGCCUGCAAGUACCUACCUCCCGCCCUGCUCAGCUCUCCGGGUGAGCGUGCUGGCAUGCUGGCCGAGGCGGCCAAAACUCUGGAGAAGGUGGGCGACAAACGGAAGUUGAAGGAGUGCUACCAGCUAAUGAAAUCCCUGGGCAGUGGUAUUGGUAGCGUCAAAGCUUAAUCACGGAUUUGAUUAUUAUAAGUGUCUUAUGUGUGUAAUUUGACAAGGAGUCGGGAUAGAAGGCAAAAUAUGAGCCUUGAUUUCCAGCCCAUUUCCCAUUUUCCUCCCUCCCCCAGGAAAAAGCUGCCUUUAGGCUUUUUAUUUACAUUUCACCUCGUUUAUGCCCGUUAUGCUUAGAUUGUAAUUCCCAAGUAAUUUAAUAUGGAAAUCGUAUUUGUUUAAUAUUUACCGUAAUGGUUGAACAUAUUUAUAUCAAUAAAUAUUUUAACAGUUUGACCUUGAA